This is a messenger RNA of Meleagris gallopavo (turkey), 1781 nucleotides long. The record is from RefSeq and is a predicted model, not a curated record. NCBI's taxonomy places the organism in Eukaryota, Metazoa, Chordata, Aves, Galliformes, Phasianidae.
ACCGCAUCUCUCCCCCCACCCAGGCUCAUCUCUCACUGGCAGCCACCUCUGGGCAACUCAUCCUAGAAAAGAUGAACCCCACCGUCAGCAUUGCUGUCAUCCUGACAGUGCUGCAGGCUGCGCACUGCCAGAUGAUCCGGGACCUGAGCGCCUGCCUGCUGGGCCAGAGCCUGCGUGUGGACUGCCGCUAUGAGAACAAGACCAGCAACCCCCUGACCUACGAAUUCAGCCUCACCAAGGACAACAGGAAGCACAUCAUCCAAAGCACCAUCAACGUUGCCGAGAACGUCUACAGGAACCGAGCUAACGUCACCGUGCACAAGAACCUGGUGUGCCUCUACCUGCACAGCUUCACCACCAGCGAUGAGGGGGUCUACGUGUGCGAGCUGAAGGCCACUAACGACUACACUGGCAACCAGAUAAAGAACAUCACUGUCAUCAAAGACAAACUGGAGAAGUGUGCCGGCUUCAGCCUCUUGAUCCAGAACACUUCGUGGCUCCUGCUGCUCCUCCUCUCCCUGCCUCUCCUGCAAGCUGUGGACUUCGUGUCCCUGUGAAAGGAAAUGCCCCCCCACACCCUCACGGAGCACCCCAGCCUCCCCUGCCAGAGCGCAGCCCUUGGAAAGAGAAGAUUUGGAACACACAAAACCUCUCUCUAUGUUAUCUCUAUAUAGCCGUGUAUCUAACGCUAACCACCGUCCUGUGCUCAGCCCUGCCAUCACGCCCUGCUCUGCUGCAUGGUGGCUCUGCUAGGCAGCAUCGCUGCUCCCAUCGUGCCCUCCCUGCACUCAGGCUGGUGCUGGGGGAUCCGUGCUUCUCCCACCCCUUAGCUUUUGGGGUUCUGUUUGGCCUGGGGAAAUACAGCUGGAUGAGCAGGUAAGGGAGGUGAUGGGAGAGCGUGGGGAGGGGUCCCGGUUCUGUGGCUGCAGCACCGGGUGACCCAGUGACUUCUGUCCAUUGCAGCCAAGCUGGAGCCAGGGGGGGACCAGCCCAUAGCUGUGACGAGAGCAGUGCUGCCAGCCCCACAGCGAGGCCUGCGGAGCCUCUCUGAGCUAGGCACAGCACCGAGCCCCCAGGGGAGUGAGCCUGGUUGGGGAGGGGGCUCCUCUGCAGCACCCCUCGGUUUUAUUUGGGGAACAUCUGGGGAACAUCUGGGCUCCCCAUCCUUCCCCAUGGCAUGCAUCCCUGUCCUCCAACCCCAUCGGACCGCUGGGAGGAGCCCGUGUGCCCCCCUCCUGCCUCCCCGCUCCCUUUCAGCAUCUCCCUGUCUCUAUUUAGGGGUAGAAAAAGGUGGUUAAGGCCAUCCUCGGUCAAGCUAAGAUGUUUCCCAGCAGUCAGCGAGAGUGGGGAGAGGGACCCCAGCCUGUCCCCAUGUGCCACGGGACCCCAGGAGACAGUGGACCUGGAAUGAGCAGAAAGCUCUCCUAGGAAAGGGCACAGGGUAGGAGGAGGUGCUGGCAAGAGCAUCAGCUCUGCGGAACGAACCCCACACAGAUCUCCUUGUGCAGCGUCUGACAGCUGAGAGCAAUUCCCAGCAGCCGGUCCCCACUCUUUGCUUUUCUCCGGCCACCAAAAGCUGCCUCCCACCCCACCGCCUCCCACCCCAAUGCCUUUCCCUGCCCAUUCCUGCCUGCUUGCUUGCUGUCUAGUGCUGCCCAGGCUGUGCGUGGCCAGGGCAGGGCAGAGCCCGGCCAACCGCGCGGACGCGUCUCCAAGUCUCAUUUUUUGUGAACAUUUGUAGUUGUUUCCACAGCUUGUCGUCAAAGAAAUUCUGUUCAAGG